Molecule: messenger RNA, 1433 nt
Organism: Alosa alosa (allis shad)
Lineage: Eukaryota; Metazoa; Chordata; Actinopteri; Clupeiformes; Clupeidae
Gene: apoda.1
Product: apolipoprotein Da, duplicate 1
Exons: 5
Coding region: 283-843 (186 amino acids)
Biological process (GO): tissue regeneration; lipid transport; brain development
Molecular function (GO): lipid binding
Source: RefSeq, a predicted model, not a curated record
UCUAACUUGAAAGAGCAACAAGGAAAGUAGAGGUGUCCCCUUGAGUGUAGAUGCAGACCAAUUACAUUUCUGCCGGAAUGUCCCCCAUGAUUUCAAUUUGUCUAAUGGCUCGCUUCAUGUCCGAGAUAAGCUUGGCCCUCACAAAGACACUCAUUCAUGACACACAACUUUGGAGUAACGUGACCCUGGGCAGCAGAGUCGCUCUUAUAAAUACACAGCGCACCAUGAUUUGUUGAAUAUUUUCACGCAGAAUCCAAAGAGGUCCAGGUUAGCACUGUCGCCAUGAAGCAGUCCAUCGUCUUCUUCCUGCCCAUUCUCCUGCCUCUCAUCAGGGCACAGGUUCCUCACUGGGGCCCAUGUCCAGACCCUCCCGUGCAAUCUGCGUUCAGCAUGAAAAAGUUCUUGGGAAGGUGGUAUGAGGUUGCAAAACUGCCGGCUCAGUUUGAGAAAGGGAGAUGCAUUGAGUCCAACUUCACCAUGAAAGCAGAUGGGAGUGUUCGUGUGGUCAGCUCAGAGAUACUAAAGGGUGAGCUGAGGGCCAUAGAGGGCACUGCUGUGGUGCAGGACAUGAGGGAACCGGCCAAGCUCGGCAUCAGCUUCUCCUACGUGCUCCCCUACACUCCAUACUGGGUCCUGUCCACCGACUACGAAAACUCGGCCCUGGUCUACUCCUGCACCGACGUCCUGCGUCUGUUCCACGUGGACUUCGCCUGGAUCCUGGGCCGAACCCGAACCCUGCCGGUCGCCACAAUCACCAAGGCCAAGGACGUCUUUAACAACAACGACAUCGACGUCAGCCGGAUGAUUAUGAGCAAGCAGGCAGGCUGUGAGAAGGACUACUGAGACACCAGCAGGAGACAAAAAGAGAGAGAGAGAGCCAGAGAGGAAGAAAGGAAGAGUGGGGAGAGAAGGAAAUCUGGGGAGAGCAAGAGAGGAAGGCGGCCACGCUGGCAGGUCAAGAGGUCUGCUGGACUGGCUGCAGCCUGAGGGGCAUCACUGAUUGUUUUCAAUUAUCUCCAACUGUCACUUUUCCUUUUCAUCCAUUUUGUUUUAUUUUUUUUAUACAUCAUAUCAUUUUAUGGUGAAAGGAGUAAUUUGCUAUGUAAUAUAUAUCAUUAUCUUGUUUCAGUUUUUGUAACAUUUUUAGGGCACAAGUAAUUGCAUCACUAAAAUGGGUUCUGAAAUUUGAUUUAAAGAGUUAAUGAAACAAACUGAAGCCAUGAGAUCCUCCGUGGAGAGAAAAAUAAAGUACAGUGUCAUAACAAGCAUCAUGUGAACUGCACUCAUCAUUUUCUAGACCACUUUACAUAACAUGUCUGCAGUUAGAGGUCUACUGACACUAUUUUACAACUGACACAACCCCCAAACUAGAGUUAAUUAGGUUAAUUUGGUGGCCAGAAGUCAAGACACCGAACAUGUUUACUCUCUACUAU